This is a messenger RNA of Rosa chinensis, 708 nucleotides long. Its product is annotated as E3 ubiquitin-protein ligase XB3-like. The transcript has 3 exons. Bases 1 to 708 code for a protein of 235 amino acids. NCBI's taxonomy places the organism in Eukaryota, Viridiplantae, Streptophyta, Magnoliopsida, Rosales, Rosaceae. The record is from RefSeq and is a predicted model, not a curated record.
AUGCUAAAUCCGUCAUCAGCUGAGCCUCUGGUGUGGCCAUCACCUUUGAAGUUUAUUAGUGAGCUUAAUGAGGAGGCAAAAGCUUUGUUAGAACAGGCCUUAACGGAGGCAAACAAGGAGAGGGAGAAGAAUAUCUUGAAAGGAAGCGGUUACUCUCUUGCAUCUCCAUCGCAUUCUGAUGUGCAUUCUGAUAUAGGGAUGGAUGACAAUCUUUCUGAGUGCAUAAUGGGUUGUGCUUUUCUCUUGAGCAGUGAUGGUGCAGCUUCAUUGGUGCUAGUGAGUGGGGAAAAGGCACUUGAACUUGGGUUACAUGCUCUUGUUCUUCAUUCCUCUGGAAAACCAACCCCUUUGGUACUAGGACGCUGGGAGCUACCGCCCAUCCCCCAACUAAUGCUAGAGCAGGAGGCGGAAUCACUGCCGCACACCAACCGCUCGGAAGCUAGGAUAAGGACUGAAGCCAGUCCGCCUGCGCCGAGGCGCAGGGAGGUCCAGCGGAGUGUUAGGGUUGAUUUCGCCGGCGAUGCAACCACCCAGAUAUUGAAAAGGAUGCAACAAUUGGAGCAGAAGCUGACCCGGGCGGAGUCGGGCGCCCCGGCGCCAACUCAGAACCCACUUUUCGCUUCCAGACCUGGGCCUUUCACCGCUGCGAUUCUGCAAGCUAUCAGACCAGCGUAUACAAAAACCCCGAAGAUGUCGCAUUACGGCUGA